AGCGUCUGCGAGGGUCCCGUUGGCGCGCGGUGACCCCAUGGCGGAGUCGGAGCCCCUUCUGAGCCGGGCCCGGGGCGGCAGUGGGCGUGGCUGCCCGGAGGGCUUACCCGCUCGCUGCAGCGUCCAAGUCGGCCCUGGUGCGGCCUGGAAGGAUCUGUGCUUGGAACAGGCUGUGGUCUUUAUCGAGGAUGCGAUCCAGUAUCGGUCCAUCAACCACCGCAUGGAUGCCAGGUCGAUGUGGCUUUACCGAUGGUAUUACUCGGACGUGUGCCAAUGGAUUUUGAGCUUCGUCAUCUUCUUGAUCCUGUCUUUGGCUUUCAUUGAGACCCCUUCCUCGUUCACCAGCACGUCGGACGCCCGCUACCGCGCGGAGCCCUGGCACCCGCCCUGCGGGCUCACCGAGAGCGUGGAGGCCCUCUGCCUGCUGGUCUUCACGGCCGACCUCGCCGUGAAGAGCUACCUCGUGGGAUGGGCCCAGUUCCGGAAGAGCCUCUGGCUGCUGGCCUACUUCAUGGUGCUGGUCUUGUCUCUCGUGGACUGGAUGGUGUCGCUGAGUCUCCUCUGCCAGGAGCCCCUGCGGCUCCGCCGGCUGCUGCGGCCCUUCUUCCUGCUGCAGAACUCCUCCAUGAUGAAGAAGACGCUCAAGUGCAUCAGGUGGUCGCUGCCGGAGAUGGCCAGCGUGGUGCUGCUGCUGGCGCUGCAUCUGUGUGUCUUCACCAUGUUCGGGAUGCUGCUCUUCACGGGCGAGAAGCAGGACGAUGGGCAGGACCGGGAGAGGCUGACCUACUUCCGCAACCUGCCAGAGGCCCUGACGUCGCUCCUGGUGCUGCUGACCACCGCCAACAACCCUGACGUCAUGAUUCCUGCGUAUUCCAAGAACCGCUCCUACGCCAUCUUCUUCAUAGUGUUCACCCUGAUAGGAAGCUUGUUUCUGAUGAACCUGCUGACGGCCAUCAUCUACAACCAGUUCCGGGGCUACCUGCUGAAAUCUGUCCAGGCUUCACUGUUCCGGAAGCGGCUGGGGACCCGGGCUGCCUACGAGGUCCUCUCCAUGACGGCAGAGGGACAAGCCCACCCGCAGGGCGCUGGGGUGAAGGCCCAGGACCUGCUGCAGGCGCUUCAGAAGGUGCAGGUGGACAGCACCCGCAAGCAGGCCCUGCUGGAGAAGGUGCGAGCCCAUGGCCACGGCCUGCUGUCCGCCAACGACUUCCAGAAACUCUUCAACGAGCUUGACAAGAGUGUCACCAGAGAGCACCCGCCGCUGCCCGAGUACCAGUCCCCGUUUCUGCAGAGUGCCCAGUUCCUCUUCGGCCACCGCUACUUCGACUACCUGGGGAACUUUAUCGUCCUGGCGAACCUCGUGUCCAUCUGUGUGUUCCUGGUGCUGGACGCGGACAUCCUGCCCCACAACCGUGACGACUUCGUCCUGGGGAUUCUCAACUGUGUCUUCAUCCUGUACUACCUGGCGGAGAUGCUGCUCAAGGUGUUUGCGCUGGGCCCGCUGGGGUACCUGUCCUACCCCAGCAACGUGUUCGAUGGCCUCCUCACUGUCAUCCUGCUGGUCUUGGAGAUCUCAACGCUGGCUGUGUACCGGUUUCCACACCCAGGCUGGAAGCCGGAGAUGCAGGGCCUGCUGUCGCUGUGGGACAUGGUCCGCCUGGUGAACAUGCUCAUUGUGUUCCGGUUCCUGCGCAUCAUCCCCAGCAUGAAGCUGAUGGCAGUGGUGGCCAGCACCAUCCUGGGCCUGGUCAAGAACAUGCGGGCGUUCGGCGGGAUCCUGGUGGUGGUGUACUACAUCUUUGCCAUUGUUGGCAUCACCCUGUUCCAGGGGGUCAUCAAGGUGCCUGGAAAUGGCAGCCUGGCCCCUGACAACGGCUCGGCGCCCUGCGGGAGCUACGAGCAGCUGGAGUACUGGGCCAACAACUUCGACGACUUUGCGGCUGCCCUGGUCACGCUGUGGAACGUGAUGGUGGUGAACAACUGGCAGGUGUUCCUGGACGCCUAUCAGCGCUACGCGGGCCCGUGGUCCAAGGUCUAUUUUGUGCUGUGGUGGCUGGUGUCCUCUGUCCUGUGGGUCAACCUGUUUCUGGCUCUGAUUCUGGAGAACUUCCUGCACAAGUGGGACCGGCGCGGCAACCUGCCGUCCCUCUCCGGGGACCUGGAGAGCACCCAUGACACGAGCACUGUGGACCUCUUGUUCAGGGAGGUCCUGGAGGAGCCGACGGAAGAGGAGCUGAUGGAGAAGCUGAGGCAUCAUCCCCACCUGCAGUGGUGCAGGUGACGUCCAGGUGCGCCGUCCUGGCGGGGGCGGCGGAUGCGAUGCGGCCUGGGGACCGACGCAGACCACGG
Messenger RNA from Molossus molossus (Pallas's mastiff bat), 2349 nucleotides. It is a transcript of the gene TPCN2, whose product is annotated as two pore segment channel 2. The transcript is spliced from 25 exons. The record is from RefSeq and is a predicted model, not a curated record. Lineage: Eukaryota; Metazoa; Chordata; Mammalia; Chiroptera; Molossidae. Gene Ontology annotation, biological process: transmembrane transport; monoatomic ion transport. Gene Ontology annotation, cellular component: lysosomal membrane. The coding region runs from base 38 to 2281 and encodes 747 amino acids. Gene Ontology annotation, molecular function: voltage-gated channel activity; monoatomic ion channel activity.